AUGUCGCAUCAAGAGAACACCGAGAAUGUCCCUGACGAACACCGCGUUCACAGGACCGGCUCCUGGCUCCCGGCAGACCACCGCGUCCACAAGAAAUGGUUGGCGGGCAUCAUCGAGCGCGUGGAAAACAACUCUCAAGAGCUGCAUCCUGUGUUGCGAGAGUUCAAAGACCUGAUUGAAAACAACACGCGCAUCUACAUUCUGAUCAACUCCAUGUUUGAGGAGAUACCUACGAAGAAACCGUACAAGAGCGAUCCCGUGGGCCAUAAGCAGGUUCGCGAUUACCAUCAUAUGCUGGAGUUGUUCAACCACAUCCUCACAACGGCGCCUGAGUGGAGCGAUCACGAGUCCUCUGUUGGAAUGGUAGGAACGCCAUUCAACGCUAUCCUCGACUGGCCGAUGGGCACGCCAUCUGGAUUCGCCUUCUUCUUAGAUCCAGAGGUCAACAAGAUGAUCAAGAAGGUCCUCAACGCAUGGGCAGAGUUUCUGAACUCACCAUCGUCAGCAUACGUGCUUAGUGACGAUAAGAUCGGCUGGCUCAGCGAUCACGGCACUCACGAUCUGGCAUUGACAGCCAAUGUUGGCCAAACGUCUUAUGCUUUCGAAGAGUUCUUCCACUGCGACCCGUCUAGAAAGCACCAUGGGUACAAGUCUUGGGACGACUUCUUCACGCGCCAUUUCCAAGAAGACAAGCGGCCCGUCGCCAGUCCUGACGACGACAGUGUUAUUGCCAACGCUUGCGAGUCAAAAUCCUACAAGGUGGGACGUAACAUCUCCAAGCGCGAUCGUUUCUGGGUGAAAGGUCAACCUUAUUCACUCAUGGACAUGCUCGCUAUGGACCCAUUGCACGAACAAUUCAUCGGUGGCACUAUCUACCAGGCCUUCCUUUCCGCGCUGAGCUACCAUCGCUGGCACGCGCCCGUUAGCGGUAAGGUGGUCAAGUCAUAUCUCGUUGAAGGUACCUACUUCUCCGAGCCGCUGUUUGAAGGUCUUGGUGACCCCUCGGCUAAGGGCGACAUCGACGAGGGAGGCGAGAAAACAGCCCAGGGUUACCUGACCGCUACGGCUACGCGCGCUAUCAUCUUCUUCGAAGCUGAUAACAAGGAUCUUGGCUUGGUGUGCUUCAUGGGCAUUGGAAUGACUGAGGUCUCGACAUGCGACACCACCGUCAAGGAGGGACAGCACGUCAAGAAGGGGGAUGAGAUUGGCAUGUUUCACUAUGGCGGAAGCUCGCACUGUGUGAUCUUUAGGAAGGGUGUGGAGUUGGAAGGGUUUCCGGAUACGCAGAACGCUGAGCACAAUGUGCCUGUAAGAUCGAAGCUGGCCUCUGUCAAGAAGAUCACUUGA
Messenger RNA from Alternaria rosae, 1347 nucleotides. Its product is annotated as Phophatidylserine decarboxylase-domain-containing protein. Gene Ontology annotation, molecular function: phosphatidylserine decarboxylase activity. Bases 1 to 1347 code for a protein of 448 amino acids. Gene Ontology annotation, cellular component: mitochondrion. Gene Ontology annotation, biological process: phosphatidylethanolamine biosynthetic process. Lineage: Eukaryota; Fungi; Ascomycota; Dothideomycetes; Pleosporales; Pleosporaceae. The record is from RefSeq and is a predicted model, not a curated record. The transcript has 2 exons.